CACUAGAAGAGAACCGAGAACAAAUGAAUCCGAAGAGGAGAGGCAAACGCUAGAGCUAGAGCCUCGAUGGCUUUCCCCGCAGCCGCCGUCCCAGCGGCAGCCUGAGAUUAAUUACGCGCGGCGCAGCCUGUGCCCGGGAGAGCUGGGGUGGGGGGUGCAAGUGCGCUCGUCUCCAAGGAGGGAGCGCGGUGACACUUCUCACCGGCGAGAAACCUGGGGAAGUGAGUCGCCGCGUCGUCAGUGUUUGCGAGCGCCUGAGCGACAGGGAGGCUGUGCCAGGCUGGAGGAGGCUUGCCUUUCCGGAGCUGGAGGAGAUUUCCCGGGGCUUCGCCUUCCCCUGCCUGCGAAGACUCUCCCGUCUGGCGGCCGCGGCAGCCGCGGCGGCCCCGGCAGCAGCGGCCCCAGCUCCUCCGCGGGGGGACGGGGCAGAAUGCCUGUCCUCGAGCGCUACUUCCACUCGGCAGAGCUGGGCAGGAGGUGGACGGCCCCAGAAGGUGUGCUGCCCUCCUCCGCGGGCGGCCGGCCGGGGUGCCAGCAGGGGCCGCUGCCCUGGGACUUGCCCGAGAUGAUCAGGAUGGUAAAGCUGGUCUGGAAAUCCAAAAGUGAGCUGCAGGCCACCAAGCAGAGAGGCGUUCUGGAGAACGAAGAUGCUCUGCACAGCUUUGCAGGAGAUGUACGACUAAGGGGUCAGACGGGGGUUCCUGCUGAACGCCGUGGCUCCUACCCAUUCAUUGACUUCCGCCUACUUAACAAUACAACACACUCAGGGGAAAUUGGCACCAAGAAAAAGGUGAAAAGACUGUUAAGCUUUCAAAGAUACUUCCAUGCAUCAAGGCUGCUUCGUGGAAUUAUACCACAAGCCCCUCUCCACCUGCUGGAUGAAGACUAUCUUGGACAAGCAAGGCAUAUGCUCUCCAAAGUGGGAAUGUGGGAUUUUGACAUUUUCUUAUUUGAUCGCUUGACAAAUGGAAACAGCCUGGUAACACUGCUGUGCCACCUCUUCAACACCCAUGGACUCAUUCACCAUUUCAAGCUAGAUAUGGUGACGUUGCACAGGUUUUUAGUCAUGGUUCAAGAAGAUUACCACAGCCAAAACCCAUAUCACAAUGCAGUUCACGCAGCUGACGUCACCCAGGCCAUGAACUGUUUCCUUAAGGAGCCCAAGCUCGCCAGCUUCCUCACACCCCUGGACAUCAUGCUUGGACUGCUGGCUGCAGCAGCACACGAUGUUGACCACCCAGGAGUGAACCAGCCAUUUUUGAUCAAAACUAACCACCAUCUCGCCAGUCUAUACCAGAAUAUGUCUGUGCUGGAGAAUCACCACUGGCGAUCUACAAUUGGCAUGCUUCGAGAAUCAAGGCUUCUUGCUCACUUGCCAAAGGAAAUGACACAGGAUAUGGAACAGCAGCUGGGCUCCUUGAUCUUGGCCACAGACAUCAACAGGCAGAAUGAAUUUUUGACCAGAUUGAAAGCUCACCUCCACAAUGAAGAUUUAAGGCUGGAGGAUGUACAGGACAGGCACUUUAUGCUUCAGAUCGCCUUGAAGUGUGCUGACAUUUGCAAUCCUUGUAGAAUCUGGGAGAUGAGCAAGCAGUGGAGUGAAAGGGUCUGUGAAGAAUUCUACAGGCAAGGUGACCUUGAACAGAAAUUUGAACUGGAAAUCAGUCCACUAUGUAAUCAACAGAAAGAUUCAAUUCCUAGUAUACAAAUUGGUUUCAUGACCUACAUCGUGGAGCCACUUUUCCGGGAAUGGGCCCGUUUCACUGGAAACAGCGCCCUGUCUGAGAACAUGCUAAGCCACCUCUCACACAACAAAGCCCAGUGGAAGAGCCUGUUGCCCACGCAGCACAGAAGCAGUGGUGGCGGCAGUGGUGGCCCAGACCAUGCCGGCCAAGGGACUGAGAACUCCGAGCAGACUGGAACCAAAGGCGACGCCCCAUAGUCCCAGCCGGCCUGCCCCUGCUCUGCACACGGAGAAGGAGAACCUCCCUGAGCAGAGGCCUCCUGACAGGGUGAAAGCUCCGAGGGGGUUCCUGCCAAUAAGCCCAGCCACAUUGUGGCUUUUGUCCUGGGGCUCUUUGGAACGCUACCCCCUCUACUGACCUGCCUCCUCUCCUCUUUCCGAGUGUACAGAAGCCAUCCAUCAUCUCAGCACUAGCUGCCGAAAUAAAGCAACUCCAUUUAGGAACGUGGGAGCUGAUUCUAAGGGCAGACUUGCCCCUCCAG
Suricata suricatta (meerkat) is the source of this 2226-nucleotide messenger RNA. It is a transcript of the gene PDE7B, whose product is annotated as phosphodiesterase 7B. The transcript is spliced from 12 exons. The coding region runs from base 431 to 1942 and encodes 503 amino acids. Gene Ontology annotation, molecular function: 3',5'-cyclic-AMP phosphodiesterase activity. NCBI's taxonomy places the organism in Eukaryota, Metazoa, Chordata, Mammalia, Carnivora, Herpestidae. The record is from RefSeq and is a predicted model, not a curated record.